Messenger RNA from Mycena indigotica, 1365 nucleotides. Its product is annotated as Tubulin gamma chain. Lineage: Eukaryota; Fungi; Basidiomycota; Agaricomycetes; Agaricales; Mycenaceae. Gene Ontology annotation, molecular function: GTP binding; structural constituent of cytoskeleton. Gene Ontology annotation, cellular component: centrosome; cytoplasm; spindle. The record is from RefSeq and is a predicted model, not a curated record. The coding region runs from base 1 to 1365 and encodes 454 amino acids. Gene Ontology annotation, biological process: mitotic spindle organization; microtubule nucleation; mitotic cell cycle. The transcript has 10 exons.
AUGCCGAGAGAGCUAAUCGGUCUAUCCGUAGGACAAUGCGGAAACCAAAUGGGUUCUGUUUUCUGGCAGCGAUUAUGCGCCGAACAUGGCAUCAAUAAAGAUGGGAUUCUUGAGGAGUGGGCGACUGAAGGAGGCGACCGCAAGGACGUCUUCUUCUACCAAGCAGACGAUGAACACUAUAUUCCACGAGCGAUACUAAUUGACCUCGAGCCCAGAGUCAUCAACGGUAUCCUUACCUCACCCUACGCCAACCUCUAUAACCCGGAGAACAUAUUCGUUUCAAAAGAUGGUGGUGGCGCAGGUAAUAACUGGGCACAGGGCCACUCCGCAGGAGAACGAAUAUACGAAGAAAUUAUGGAGAUGGUCGAUCGUGAAGCCGAGGGGAGCGAUUCGCUCGAAGGAUUCAUGGCGAUGCACUCAAUUGCAGGAGGGACCGGUUCGGGCCUUGGUUCUUUCUUGCUCGAACGGCUCAACGACAAAUUUCCCAAGAAACUCAUUCAAACAUAUAGCGUGUUUCCGAAUGCGCAAGAAGGAGAUGUUGUUGUCCAACCCUACAACUCGAUCCUGACUCUCAAACGGCUUGUAAACCAUGCAGACUCCGUCGUGGUCCUCGACAAUGGCGCGUUGGCCAGAAUAUCGGCGGACCGACUCCAUGUUCAAACCCCGACAUUUGAUCAAACUAAUCAGCUAGUUGCGACCGUUAUGGCUGCAAGCACGCAGACUCUGCGAUACCCCGGUUAUAUGAAUAACGACCUCGUUGGCUUGGUCGCCUCGUUAAUACCAACACCGAGAUGUCAUUUUCUCAUGACAUCUUAUACGCCAUUCACGAGCGACAACAUCGACAAGGCAAAAUCGAUCCGGCGAACGACAGUUCUCGACGUCAUGCGACGUCUCCUCCAACCGAAGAACAGGAUGGUAUCAACGCGUCCCAGCAAAACCGCCUGCUACAUCUCAAUAAUGAAUAUUAUCCAAGGAGAUGUUGACCCAACAGAUGUCCACCAAUCAUUGCUCCGAAUACGAGAGCGUCAACUGGCAAACUUCAUCCCAUGGGGACCUGCCUCGAUUCAAGUGGCUUUGACACGCCGGUCGCCAUAUGUCACCACGAGCCAUCGUGUCAGUGGACUGAUGCUAGCGAACCACACAAGCAUUGCCUCUUUAUUUAAACAAAUGCUGGAUCAAUUUGACAAGCUGAGAAAGAAAAAUGCAUUUCUAGAUCAGUACAAGAAAGAAAAAAUGUUUGCUAAUGGUCUGGAAGAAUUCGACGAUGCCAGGGCUGUAUGCGACGAGCUCAUGAAGGAAUAUAAGGCGUGUGAAAGCGCCGAAUAUAUCACCUAUGGAUCGCAGGACGCAGAACAGCCGGUAUGA